AUGUUGUUUUCCAACAUCUUCCUGCCUACGGCGCUCCUGGCUGCCCAGGCUGCUGCCCACGGUGCAGUCACUAGCUAUGUUAUCGACGGCGUGACAUACCCAGGUUACGAAGGCUUCUCCCCCGCCUCCUCCCCCAAAACCAUCCAACGCCAAUGGCCCGACUAUAACCCCACCAUGAGCGUCACAGACUCCAAAGUCAUGUGCAACGGCGGCACCUCCGCCGACCUCGUCGCAAAGGUAAAAGCCGGCGGCAAGAUCCGCGCAAUCUGGAAGCAGUGGACCCACGAGCAAGGCCCCGUCAUGGUCUGGAUGUACAAGUGCUCCGGCGACUUCAAGUCGUGUGAUGGAAGUGGAAAGAAGUGGUUCAAGAUCGACCAACAAGGCAUGACCGCCCCACCCCUCUCCGGCCGCAACUGGGGCACCGCCUUCGUGCUCAAGAACCUCUACUGGGAAUCCACCGUCCCCGCCACCCUCCUCGCAGGCAACUACCUCGUCCGCCACGAGCUGCUCGCUCUGCACCAAGCACGCAGCCCGCAAUUUUACGCCGAGUGCGCCCAGAUCGAAGUUACAGGCGGUGGCUCCGCGUCGCCGAGUGGCGAUUACCUGGCUACGAUUCCUGGGUAUGCGUCGCAGAAUGAUCCCGGUAUCAUGGUCGAUACGUAUAGUAGCUCGCAGACUACGUAUACGUGCCCGGGACCGAAGGUGUGGAGUGGUUAG
Bipolaris zeicola 26-R-13 is the source of this 717-nucleotide messenger RNA. RefSeq names its product lytic polysaccharide monooxygenase. The record is from RefSeq and is a predicted model, not a curated record. Bases 1 to 717 code for a protein of 238 amino acids. The transcript has 3 exons. Lineage: Eukaryota; Fungi; Ascomycota; Dothideomycetes; Pleosporales; Pleosporaceae.